Molecule: messenger RNA, 2723 nt
Organism: Elgaria multicarinata webbii
Lineage: Eukaryota; Metazoa; Chordata; Lepidosauria; Squamata; Anguidae
Gene: CPT1B
Product: carnitine palmitoyltransferase 1B
Exons: 20
Coding region: 192-2513 (773 amino acids)
Biological process (GO): fatty acid metabolic process; long-chain fatty acid transport; carnitine metabolic process
Cellular component (GO): mitochondrion
Molecular function (GO): carnitine O-palmitoyltransferase activity
Source: RefSeq, a predicted model, not a curated record
GCCAGCCGUCCCGUCCCGUCCCGUCCCCCAGGGAAGGGACGAAGCGGAGCAGCGGCCGCCCGGCCUAAGACCACCCCAGCCCCCGCCUCUUGCUGAGCAGGGACCCAAGGCGGCGCACGUAACCCUAUGAACACACCUGGCCCUUUUUGAACUGGAGCAGCUUGGCACAAGGUCGUAGCAGACCCUGCAAGAUGGCGGAAGCCCACCAGGCGGUCGCCUUCCAGUUCACGGUCACUCCGGAGGGGGUGGAUUUCCAGCUGAGUCGUGAAGCCCUCAAGCAGAUCUACUUGUCGGGGGUCUCCUCCUGGAAGAAGCGCUUUGCCCGCCUCAAGAACAGUAUCCGGACAGGUGUGUUUCCUGGCACUCCUUCAGGCUGGCUGGCCAUCGUCAUAGCAACAGUGGGUUCCACGUACCUCCGCGUGGAUGUGUCCAUGGGGCUGAUCUGCAAGAUCCAGAGACACCUGCCCACCAGCAGUCGCUGCUUGAGCCUCCGCAACCGAACCCUGCUGAGCGCCAUCCUGUUCUCCACGGGCGUCUGGGUCUCCGGCAUCCUGCUCUGCCGCCAGACACUCAAACUGCUGCUGUCCUACCACGGCUGGAUGUUCGAGCCCCACGGCAAGACCAGCUACAGCACCAAGAUCUGGGUGACCAUGGUAAAAGUGAUGUCCGGCCGCAACCCUUUGCUGUACAGCUUCCAGACCUCCCUGCCCAAGCUGCCCGUGCCCCGCGUGGAGGACACCAUUCAGCGGUAUCUCUUCUCUGUCCGCCACCUGAUGGACGAGGACUGGUACGGCCGCAUGGAGGCCUUGGCCUUGGACUUCCAGAAACAGAUGGCCCCUCAGCUCCAGAAGUACCUCAUCCUCAAGUCCUGGUGGGCCACCAAUUACGUGAGCGACUGGUGGGAAGAAUACAUCUACCUGCGGGGCAGAGCCCCCAUCAUGGUGAACAGCAACUACUACGUCAUGGAUUUCCUGUACGCCACCCCCACGCCAGUCCAGGCUGCCCGGGCAGGCAACGCCGUGCACGCCAUCAUGCUGUACCGACGCCAGCUGGACCGUGAGGAGCUGGCGCCUGUGAUGGCUCUCGGAGUUGUGCCCAUGUGCUCCUACCAGAUGGAGAGGAUGUUCAACACCACGCGCAUCCCCGGCCAGGAGGCAGAUACCCUUCUUCACCUGUCAGACAGCAAACACCUGGCCGUCUACCACAAAGGCCGCUUUUACAAGGUCUGGCUCUACCAUGCCGGGAAGCUGCUGUCGCCCCGCGAACUGGAGAUGCAGUUCCAGCGUAUCCUGGACGACCCGUCGCCUCCGCAGCCUGGCGAGCUCAAACUGGCCGCCCUCACUGCUGGGGACAGAUGCCCGUGGGCCAAAGCCCGCACGAAGUAUUUCAGCCAAGGGAGGAACAAGGCGGCGCUGGAUUGCAUCGACCGAGCGGCGUUCUUCUUGACCCUGGACGAAGAGUCGCAGGGCUUCGACCGCCAGCAGGCGGAGAGCCUGAGCCGUUAUGCCAAGAGCCUCCUGCACGGGCAGUGCUGCGACAGGUGGUUUGACAAGUCCUUCAGCCUGGUGGUGUACCGCAAUGGCAAGCUGGGCGCCAACGCUGAGCACUCGUGGGCUGACGCCCCCAUCAUCGGACACCUCUGGGAGUUCAUGCUGGCUACAGACCAGUUCCACUUGGGCUACUGCAGCGACGGGCACUGCCACGGGGUGCCCAACCCAUCGCUGCCUCCACCGCAGCGCUUGAUGUGGGACAUCACGGAGGAGUGCAGCGUGGCCAUUGACGCCUCCUACGGCGUGGCCAGGGCCCUCGCGGACGACGUGGAUUUCCACUGCUUCCUCUUCACGGAGUUUGGCAAAGGGUUCAUCAAGAAAUGCCGCACCAGCCCUGACAGCUUCAUCCAGAUCGCGUUGCAGCUGGCGCACUUCCGGGACAAGGGCUCUUUCUGCCUCACCUACGAGGCUUCCAUGACACGGCUCUUCCGGGAAGGCAGGACCGAGACGGUGCGCUCUUGCACCGGCGAGUCAACGGCUUUCGUGCACAGCAUGGCGAACCCAAACUGCAGUGACUCGGAGCGCCUGCAGCUCUUCAAGGUGGCAGCAGAGAAGCACCAGCACAUGUACCGGCUGGCCAUGACAGGGGCCGGCAUCGACAGGCACCUCUUCUGCCUCUACGUGGUGUCGCGCUACCUGGGGCUGGACUCUCCCUUCCUGGCCAAGGUGCUGUCUGAGCCCUGGCGCCUCUCCACCAGCCAGACGCCCCAGCAGCAGAUCAAAAUGUUUGACUUGGAGACGAAUCCAGAUCACAUCUCCUCCGGUGGUGGCUUUGGGCCCGUGGCCGAUGACGGCUACGGCGUCUCCUACAUCAUCGCCGGAGAGAACCUGGUCACUUUCCACGUUUCCAGCAAGUUCUCCAGUUCUGAAACGGACUCCAAGCGCUUUGGGCGGAACAUCCACCAGGCCAUGCUGGACAUUGCGGGCCUCUUCGGGCUACCAGCCAGGAAAACGGGCAACUGAGCCUGGACUGUGCUGCCCAAGACGUGGGCCCCUUCACCGUGGGCCCACGUUGUCCUGAGCCACCAGGAAGCUGCCUCCUGGCUGCAGAGCUGGCCCCACGCGGAGAUGUUUCCGGGCCCCACGCCGGCCGCCUCCGGCUCUGGAGUUUGCCUCCGGUCUGACUUGCCCUGACCGCGGGUGCACCAAAUGUGGGGAAGGAGGGGGAGGGGC